AAUCUAUGACGGUAUGUCACUUGUAAAUUUUUCAUUUAUAACACAUCACACAUGUGAAGUUUUAUGAACAUUAAUAUUCAAAGAAUAUAUAAACUUAAAUUUAUUUUAAAAGAAAGAUGCAGCACGAUGAUGUUGUGUGGGCAAUAAUAAACAAAACACAUUGUUCUCAUAAAGUAACCACUAAAACUCAACAAUUUUGUCGAAAUGAAUAUAACCUCACAGGUUUGUGCAGUCGGUCGUCUUGUCCUCUCGCAAACAGUAAAUAUGCUACAAUCAGAGAAGAGAAUGGUAUUAUUUAUUUGUACAUGAAGACUGCUGAAAGGGUAAUGUUUCCUGCUAAACAAUGGGAAAAAGUCAAGCUGUCAAGAAAUUUCGAAAAAGCUAUUUAUCAGAUAAAUGAGAAUCUACUCUACUGGCCUGCAUUUAUAAAAGCAAAAUGCAAACAAAGAUUUGUCAAGAUAACACAGUAUUUGAUAAGAAUGAGAAAACUCAAAUUAAGAAGAGUGAAAGAGUUGGUUCCAAUACAACGUAAGAUAGAAAGACGUGAAAGAAGAAGAGAGGAGAAAGCACUAGUUGCUGCAAGAAUAGACAAUGCUAUAGAGAAGCAAUUGUUAGAUAGAUUAAAGAAAGGGACUUACAAUGACAUCUACAACUUCCCGCAAAUGGCUUUCGAUGCAGCACUUAAAGCCGAGGAAGUUUCCUCGGAAAGCGAAAGUGAGAAAUCAGAUGAGGAAGAUGUGGAAAGGGAAAUGGAGCCUGAACUUGAAAAGGAACUGGAGAGAAAUAUUGAGCAAGUUGAUGAAUUUGUUGAAGCUGACAGUGAUAUGGAGAGUGAUGCGGAAAGCGAUUCUGGUAGAAAAGAAAAUGCAAAUGUCGGAAGUGAUUUCGAAUCGGAAACAUCUGAUAUUGAGGAUAUGCCAGUUAAGCUUCCAAUCGCUAAGAAGCCUCGUGUAGAAAUUGAGUAUGAAACCGAGCCAGUGGCAACAGUCUCCAGAAAGAAAAUAAAACAAUGAUGAUUUUUAAA
Vanessa tameamea is the source of this 1024-nucleotide messenger RNA. It is a transcript of the gene Rbm13, whose product is annotated as protein MAK16 homolog. The coding region runs from base 117 to 1013 and encodes 298 amino acids. Gene Ontology annotation, biological process: maturation of LSU-rRNA; maturation of 5.8S rRNA. The transcript has 8 exons. Gene Ontology annotation, cellular component: nucleolus; preribosome, large subunit precursor. NCBI's taxonomy places the organism in Eukaryota, Metazoa, Arthropoda, Insecta, Lepidoptera, Nymphalidae. The record is from RefSeq and is a predicted model, not a curated record.